AUGGAGGAAGACAUUAGAGGUCCUGAUUCAGCAGAUGGAUCACUUGUGAUAUAUGUUGUUAACGCUAGAAACCUUCCCAAUCGUCGUAAAUUCGAGAAGCAAGACCCGUAUGUUACUUUAAGAAUGGGUACUGUAGCUCAAAGGACUUCAAGUAUCUAUAGGGGGGGACAAACUCCAGAAUGGAAGGAGAGGAUAGAAUUUAAGCUACACAGAGAACGUAGACCAAUUAUGAAGUUAGAUGUGUUGGAUGAAACAAAAGGUGAUCCAACCCUUAUAGGUAGUUGUGAAAUAGAUUGCGCUGCAGUAUUCCAACUGGCAAAGAAUUAUGACUUUGAUAAAAGGGUUUACAUUCAUGAUAAGAAUUAUGAGCUUCAAUGUAAUGGCCAAGUUCAUGGUAGUAUAUGUCUUGAAAUGACUUUUACACCAGCAGUACCAGUAUUACCUCCAAAGAUAAAAAGUGAGAGUGCAAUCCAUAGCCAAAAGUUGAUCUCUGAAGAGUUCCCUCGAAAUCGUUAUCAAGAAUCAAAUAUGUUUCAAUCCAUAAGCUCUGAUCCGCAAGUGUCCAUAGAUGAAAGUACUUUUCAAUCAGGAAUAUCAUCCCCUAGCGGAAGUCGAUCUUAUAGUAAUCAUGGCAAUAGUGUUGGUAGUAGACCUUCAUUAUUAGGAGAAUCAGGUCCUACUAACUCCACUUCAACAGCAAAUACUUCAAGUUCUUCUGUUAAAAUUCAAGCUUCAAGUCCAUUUGACGAUACUCCAAAGGAGAAAGGUAUACUUAAAAAGGCUAAGAAAGUAAUGGGGUUUUUCACUACUCCUCCUCAACAUGACAAAACCGGAAACGGUACUUCUGUAUGGGCAGAUGCUAAUUCUUCACCACCAAAAUCAAAAUUCAGUUUAGCAAAUUUAAAGAGAAAUUCAAGUCCUGUUCGUGAAGAAACAUCUUCUUCACCAUUCAUUCCUAAUUAUGAUUUUCGUCAAUCAACUCCACCUCCAUCAAGACUUACAUUUCCACAACAAAGUUCACAAAGUCCUGAAUUUUCACCAUUCCCUGAGUCCAAUGCUGGGUUUGCAGUUUCAGGAGCACAUUCUAAUUAUACUUCCAAUUACAACUUUGAUUCUUCACUUAAUAGUCAAAGUCUAAAUCAAAGUCUAAGCCAUAGUCAAUAUUCUACAGUAUCUUCAAGCCCUAAAAGGAAACCUUUAAGGAAACCUCCACCAGAUUUCUAUGAACCUAUUCCAGAUGAUUCUGCUCCGUUUUCUGCUGAUAGUAUUGGGUUGAAUACGAGCAAACCACUUCCUGUUCCUUCAUCAGGAGCAAGACUUCGAGACCCUGAUGAAUUAGAAGCAGCACCUCAACCCACAAGUCAAAUGAACCGUGAUUGGCGAAUGAAAGCAGGGUUAGCUACGAACCAAGAUUUAUCGGUGGAUUAUAGAACUGCACAAACAGGGUACACUGGAAAGGGCAAGUUCUCGCCCAAUGUAUUUGAAAGAUUAGGACAAGAAUAUGAGGAGAUGAAUGAAAAAGGACCUCCAGUUCCAGCUAAGAUACCUCUUGGAAUGACUAAAAAGGAGUACUAUGCUUUGGCUGCUUAUAACAAGGCCAUAGCUGCAAGACCUAGCAUACCUAAGGAUACACCAUUAGCGAUGGCACCACCAGUAGCAGUUGACGCAGCAGUGGUUGCACCAGAGCUCGAGGCACUCAUAGCUUCAGUUGAAGUUGCAGAAGGGGAAGAAGUCAUUUCUUCAGACACUGAAAUGGUAGUAGAAUUCAAGUAUGCUGUACUAGAAAAUGAAGAAGCAGUGGUGGUGUUAAGGAAAGCUGAAGUUGAAGUUGUUGUUGCUCUUGUUGUUGAGUUAGCAGUAAAAGCGGCAGCCUUAAGUAACUUAGUUUCAGCAGCUGCAGCAGAAAGAGCAGACGCAACGGAGGCUAAUGAAACAGAAGCAGCAGAUGCUGAUAAUGCUGAAGCCACAGAUACAGAAGCUACAGAAGCUGAUGCAGAAGCAGCUGAAGCGGCAGAAACUGAAGAAGCUGAAGCAGCUGAAACUGAAGAAGCUGAAACUGAAGCAACAGAUGCCUUAGAAGCUGAAGCAGCAGAAACUGAAACCACUGAAGCCUCGGAAGCCACAGAGGCUGCGGAAACUGAAGAAACUGAUGCAACUGAUGCCACUGAUGCUGCAGAAAUGGAAGAAGAUUCUUGA
This is a messenger RNA of Lizanozyma spartinae, 2196 nucleotides long. RefSeq names its product Inn1p (gene INN1). The transcript is spliced from 2 exons. Lineage: Eukaryota; Fungi; Ascomycota; Pichiomycetes; Serinales; Debaryomycetaceae. The record is from RefSeq and is a predicted model, not a curated record. The coding region runs from base 1 to 2196 and encodes 731 amino acids.